Messenger RNA from Physella acuta, 1460 nucleotides. RefSeq lists its product as uncharacterized. NCBI's taxonomy places the organism in Eukaryota, Metazoa, Mollusca, Gastropoda, Physidae. The record is from RefSeq and is a predicted model, not a curated record.
CUCUGGGUCAUUUAUUCACUCCUUGUAUCUACAGUGCUGUGUAUAUACAUUGUCUAUAUGGACUACGUCGGCAGCCGUCAGUUCCUCAGCAACUAUUUGGUGCGCAGGAAUCGCAAUCAAUCGAAAAGCACCGUAGAUGAACGUUACAGUUUCUUUAAAAAUAGUUCAACCACCGCUACUGAAACGGGAACAGUUAAUCUAAAUGACACGACAGUAUUUCAUUGUAUAAAAAAAUCAACUGGGUAUAUUUUUAAGCCUAUUCCGACAAUCGGUUAUAAUUUCACGAUUAAAAUUUCAAAAAAAGACAGAACGCCAGCAAUCGUAAAAAAAAGAGUUCGUAAAAUUUUGAAAUCCCCCGUCACUCCAUCACUAGAAAAGUGUGAGGGGAAUACGACUGUAAAAUAUCUUGUGUUUCUAUGUAAAGGUCUCUGCGGGGGCUGGGGUGACAGACAAAAAGGCUUGGUCUUUGCUUAUGUACUCUCUCGUCUGCUACACCGCUGUUUUAAAAUUGUCAUGCCCCAACCGUGCAGUCUGUCAAAGUUUUACCAGCCAAACAAAGUUCAGUGGGAGCCGGACAAUGAAACUUUAGACCCGCCCACAAAAAACAACACGAUGAAUGCAUUCAGCCACCGAUUCCAGGACCGAAUGGCGGUCUUAGACCUAAGUGCUCUGUACAAUCAAACUGUUGUAUAUUUUAGGGCAUACAAAGACCUGUACGAACGUCUGGUUGAAAAUCCACAUUUCGCCGAGCAGAUCGGAAAAUGGACCGGAAUUCGCGACAUUCAGGAUCGAUUCUUUUGGAGCUGGAAUCAGUUAAUGAAACCGUCUGCAUCGUUUCUGUCUAAAGUUGAAAAUGUCAUUGGUAGGGACUUUUUAAUACGAAAAGGUGUGGACGUUGAUGUUUUAAAACAUGAGAGGCUCAAACCGCCGUUGUGCGAUGUUGGUAAGUCACCUUUGAUCUGUGCGCAUGUCAGAAUCGGGAAAAACCCAAGCGUUCCUAAAGACGAUGUGUUCACAACAAUAAAAUUAGCGGAUAUUCCCGUUUUAUUUGAAUUUAUGUCAUUUAAAGACACUUCCGGAGACGCCUUAUUUUUCGUAGCAACGGAUUACAUCAAUGUACGAAUACAGGCGUACAACUAUUUCAAGGGAAGGGUGAUCGAUUUUGGCGCGAAAAUCGUCCAUAUUGACAGGCUAACACGUGACAAUGAUCGUUGCGGAGGUUUUGAGGACGCUUUAGUAGAUCAGUUUCUGCUGAGUGUAUGUGACGUCUUGGUUCUCUGCAGAAGUGGCUUCAGUCAGAUGGCGUUUUACAUGAGAAACAGCACAGAUCCUGUGUACAUUUUCGAACACGGAGCGGUCAGUCUUUAUGAAGAGUAGAGGAAAGGUGGUUAAUUCGUAUCCACUGAGAAACAAUAAAUUAACUUAUAUUUACCCACAUGCAGAGGCGUAGCAACCUAUUC